AUGCAGUACUUUGAUAUUGCUCCACACGUCGAGCGUGCCGCUAAAUAUGACUUUAUCUCAGAGACGUCGCCUGGUGUCUGGAAGAUAUGUCGCAAGAAUGACCGAACUGAAUUCCUCGCCCACGAUGUCACAGCCAAAUUAACUGUGGACCCGUUUCAAACUGGCGUGGCCACCGAGACCGAUUUACAAUUCUUACUCCAGGAUGAAUUUACCAACUUGUGGGAUACGCUCGAACGCAUCUUGAACCACGAAAACCUAGUCUCGAUAGUAGACGCCUUCUUCGUUCAGAAGAGCGACGCAGGAGGCCGUCCCCGUCUUGCAUAUUAUAUCGUCUGGGACUUCUGCAACGCCGGAAACCUGGGAAAUCUGCUCGUUCCUGAUACUAACAGGCAUUAUUACACCAGAAAAGUCAAAGAUCCAUGGGGUCCGCCCCCAACGGACGAAGAAUUAAUAGAGGCAGGCAAUUCGCCGCCGCCGCAUUGGGUGGAUGGUCACCCUGCCCCUCUCAUACCUAUCGUACCAGAGUCUCAUUUACCAGAAUCACUAUGCUGGCACGUACUCCUCUCCCUUCUCAGGGGUCUCGCAUGGCUACACGACGGGACCUUUGGAAUCGAACGUUCACCAGAUCCCGAGUCAAGAGCAUAUAUCGUAAUCCCGGAUCAGAAUUGGGAACCCAUACUACACCGCAAUAUCACACCCAUGAACAUUUUCUUCCAGCAUCCCGUACGUGACGAAUGGUACGGAGAGUGUAAGCUAGGUAACUAUUCUAGCGCGUUUAUAUCCAACCAUUUCCCCGACGGUCAGAACAAUCCCAGGCGCCCACAUCAUAGGGGUAAGGCCUUAGCUCCGCCUCUUGGGAAGUCAUUUCAGCCACUCGAAGAGCUCGCGAGGCUAGAUGAUAAGUAUGGCUAUACAAUGCCCUUGCAAGAGGAUCAGCCCUACACUAUAAUUAGCGAAUGGAGGGCACUUGCGGAGGUCUUACUGCGUAUGAUGGAUAAGAAACUCAAAACAUAUGACUCGCUUAAACCUGAUCUAGACUAUAUUCUCGAAAGAGUGGACUACACAGAUGCACUGAAAAACAUCGUCAUAUUGAUGGCAACAUACAACCCAGAUGUACAGUCCGAGGAGAACCCGUUCCGAUUUGUGAACCAAGAUUGCCUAACCUCCGAACUCUUGCUCUUAGUCCACAACCAGUGGCGGGCGUGGAAGGAAUCUGAGCAUCCCGAAGCGAAGAGGUUAGUCACCAAGGAUACUGGACACAUACAGCAGUCGAUAGAGAUAAUAGAGAGGGAGAACCAAAAAGGACGAUCCGCCAAAAUCGUUCAAGAAAACCUAGAGAAACAGGAUAAGCUAUUCGAGGAACAGGGUAUUGAACAAGAUCCGUGGGACUUCCUUAACCAUGAUUUGUAA
Molecule: messenger RNA, 1410 nt
Organism: Hypoxylon trugodes
Lineage: Eukaryota; Fungi; Ascomycota; Sordariomycetes; Xylariales; Hypoxylaceae
Exons: 2
Coding region: 1-1410 (469 amino acids)
Biological process (GO): protein phosphorylation
Molecular function (GO): protein kinase activity; ATP binding
Source: RefSeq, a predicted model, not a curated record